Messenger RNA from Miscanthus lutarioriparius, 360 nucleotides. Lineage: Eukaryota; Viridiplantae; Streptophyta; Magnoliopsida; Poales; Poaceae. The record is from the annotation of a GenBank genome assembly.
AUGUUUCGGCAUGCCCUUGAGGCGGCUCUGGCCUAUGAUGUCGCCAUGUUCUGCUUCUAUGGUGAGUGCCUCCCUAGACAACGCAAAUUCAACUUCCCGGCCGUCCAGUGGUCUGCCAUCCCUGACCACCUUCGCAUCCACCUCAGCAUAGCCACCAUCAGGGUGAUCGCUGCAGACUACGGCCGAAGGUGUGCUCCGUUCCUGGCACCCCUCGUGUGCCGUGCAGUACCAGGAGCGCUGCCGGCACCACCUCUGGUGGCGAUAGUGCCAGGUACUGAUGGUGCUGCUGCCACCGCCGGUGUUGAGGUAGCCACCCUAACUGACGACCAUCGUGGGAGCAACAAGAAGUAUUUUUUCUAG